AUGGGCUCUCUCGAACAACCAAAGCGCAACUUUGCUUAUAGCAUCUACGUAUAUAAGAAAGCAGGCCAAGAUGAGCAGAGCCAUCACAACCAUAUUGAGAGCGUAAAUACUCCGAUCAUCAAACCACUUCUUGAGAAAUAUGGAGCUGUAUCCUAUACUACCCACAACGAUGCUUCCGCCAAAGCAGACUUCAAGAAGCUGUUCCCUGACGCGCCUAGUGCCAUGUUACUGGAUUACGAUUCGGUCAUCUCAAUAAUCGUACCCAAUAUUGGGUGCAUAGAGAAAAUGCGUGACGAUCCUGACUUUUUGGGCAAGUUCAUCCCUGACCAUUUUAAUUUCGCUGAUAUGAGCCGGAGUCGCUGUGUUGUGGGAUGGGCAGAGCACUAUACGUUCUAG
Messenger RNA from Colletotrichum lupini, 396 nucleotides. RefSeq lists its product as uncharacterized. The coding region runs from base 1 to 396 and encodes 131 amino acids. Lineage: Eukaryota; Fungi; Ascomycota; Sordariomycetes; Glomerellales; Glomerellaceae. The record is from RefSeq and is a predicted model, not a curated record. The transcript is spliced from 3 exons. Gene Ontology annotation, molecular function: oxidoreductase activity.